Molecule: messenger RNA, 2009 nt
Organism: Rhododendron vialii
Lineage: Eukaryota; Viridiplantae; Streptophyta; Magnoliopsida; Ericales; Ericaceae
Product: glucose-6-phosphate/phosphate translocator 1, chloroplastic-like
Exons: 5
Coding region: 481-1659 (392 amino acids)
Biological process (GO): transmembrane transport
Cellular component (GO): Golgi apparatus; membrane
Molecular function (GO): phosphoglycerate transmembrane transporter activity; antiporter activity; triose-phosphate transmembrane transporter activity
Source: RefSeq, a predicted model, not a curated record
AGUGGUUGGAAAGUUUGACACAAGACGCAACACCAGAGUAGCAAAAGCUAAACCCUCACAAAACCAACUUCCUCCUCCGCCAACCCAAACCCAAUUAAGCUCCAACGCAUAUCGAAAGUCGUAGCCUUCUUUGUACCGAAAAGGAGUUCGUAUCUGGUCGACCGAAUCACAUGAGGUGUUUGGUAGCGCAGUGACGACACCGAAGUUUUUCCUCAACAAUUCUUCCCAAAAACCCCUAGAUCACAGUCAUCUCAAAGGUCUUCCAAAAUUCGUGAUCUAAGCCUACAAACCCACAAGGCGUAAGGGAUUUGUAGGUUUCUUGGUUGUUCACAAGAAUUCAGAAAUCUCUCAAAAUCUUUGGAGUCUGAUUAUUCUUUUUGUUUUUAUGGCAAAACCCAUCUAAAGUCAAAGAAUUCAGAAUCUCUCUAAAUUUUCUUUGUUAUUUGGCAAUCUUAGGCAAGAACCGUCAAGAUUUUGAGCAUGAUUUCGUCUGUGAAGCAACCCACGGUGCCCAUUACCGGUUCCAUCGUUUUCCGGCCGAAGUUAACGGCGCCGUUACGUCAAUUCUCGGUUCUACCUCCACUGCCGGCGUUAAAAACCCGAGGGAAGACCUCCGCUAUCGCUAUCGCAAAACCCUUGUGUGUUUCUUCUGUUGAGGGUUUUGGGGAAUUGAAUAAAAAACGGUCUUUGAUCGCAUGCAAGGCGUACGAGGCGGAUCGGUCGGAGCCGAUCGAGGAGGGAGCGAAGCAGGUGCCAUCGGAGGCGGCUAAGAAGCUCAAGAUCGGUGUCUACUUCGCGACGUGGUGGGCUUUGAACGUGGUGUUUAAUAUUUACAAUAAGAAAGUGCUGAAUGCUUUCCCUUUUCCGUGGCUCACUUCGACUCUCUCGCUCGCUUGUGGAUCUCUCAUGAUGUUGAUCUCUUGGGCUACUAGACUAGCCGAAGCUCCUAAGACUGAUUUCGAGUUCUGGAAAGCACUCCUCCCUGUUGCCCUGGCGCAUACAAUUGGGCAUGUAGCCGCUACAGUGAGUAUGUCAAAAGUUGCAGUGUCGUUCACUCACAUCAUCAAGAGUGGUGAGCCUGCUUUCAGUGUGUUGGUCUCGAGGUUCCUCUUGGGUGAAACUUUCCCCGCCUCGGUUUACUUGUCCCUCAUUCCGAUCAUCGGUGGCUGCGGUCUUGCUGCUUUGACUGAGCUCAACUUCAAUAUGACUGGUUUUAUGGGUGCCAUGAUAUCCAACUUGGCGUUUGUAUUCCGCAACAUAUUUUCAAAGAGGGGUAUGAAGGGGAAGUCUGUUGGUGGAAUGAACUACUAUGCGUGUCUCUCUAUGUUGUCUCUCUUGAUUCUCACUCCAUUUGCAAUUGCUGUGGAGGGACCACAGAUGUGGGCAGUUGGUUGGGAAACGGCUCUCUCUCAAAUUGGACCCCAGUUCAUCUGGUGGGUGGCGGCCCAAAGCGUGUUCUACCACCUAUACAAUCAGGUCUCAUACAUGUCCCUGGACCAGAUCUCUCCCUUGACAUUUAGCAUUGGAAACACCAUGAAACGUAUAUCUGUCAUAGUCUCGUCUAUCAUCAUCUUCCAUACACCUGUCCAGCCCAUCAAUGCCCUUGGAGCAGCAAUCGCAAUCCUUGGAACCUUCUUGUAUUCCCAGGCAAAGCAGUGAGAGAGCUGGGAUUACGACCGUUUUGUAUCAUAGAUGACUAGAGAAGACGCGUUGCCAAGAUUAAGUUUCUGCUUGGACAUCAAUUAGUAGCCGUAUUUUGGGAUCCAUCUCCGAUUGGGAUCAGGAAGGUGGAUCAAGGAGCUUUUCUUUUGUAGAUAGAUAUCAAUAAUGAGUUGUGGAGAACCUAAAUUUUACACAGGUGAUCAGAUAUUUAUUUCCUUUCAUUUUUGUCAUUCCUCCAAUAUUCCCCUUUGCUGAAGAGAAGAAUUCUUCACAUAAACAGAAGACAAUGGCCAAAACUUGCUUGUUUUGAGCACAUCAGUAUCAAUAAAAUGAAAUGAAUUAUAUGA